AUGUCUACCUUCGAAAACUUCCCUCUCGAUGACAGCUUUUCCAUCUCCUCAUCAUCCCCCAUCUCGAGAACUAGCACUCCAGCAACUGUUCAUUCUGGGUUCUCCGAGACAAACUCUCGCACAUCCCCCGCAUCUCCUAGCGAUGAAUUGAUUCUUGUAGUUGGUGGACUUGGAUAUAUCGGAAGCCACACGUCCUGGGAACUUCUGAAGACUGGACAAAAUGUGAUCAUUAUUGACAACAACUGCCACUCUGAGCUCAGCGUCCUCGACAAACUCGACAGCCUUGUGGAUUCUCACUACAAACUAUCUGAAGCCCAACCAAUAUUAGAUUUCUACCAAGUUGAUUACCGCGAUCAAGAACAGAUGACUUCUAUCCUUUCCAAGUAUAGGAAUGCACCAGAUUCUGCCACUAAGUCAAAAAUAACCGGUGUCAUCCACUUUGCAGCCUACAAAUCAGUCGCAGAGUCCUUCAAAAAGCCACUUCAAUAUUACUCAAACAACGUUGCUGGCCUCGUUGAUUUCUGUACCAUCCUUGGAGACGUCGGUAUCAAAAAUCUCAUCUUCUCCUCCUCGGCAACUGUCUACGGUGAACUAGCGAGUCAAGGCAGUCGCCUCACCGAAUCAAUGGCGGAUAACUCGUCUUGUCACGGUCUUACCAAUCCAUACGGCCGCACCAAGUGGGUCUGUGAGGCCAUCCUCAAUGACCUUGCGAGCAGCGACAACGAAUGGAAUAUAACCGCUUUGAGAUACUUCAACCCCAUCGGUGCGGACGAGAGUGGGGUGCUCGGCGAGGACCCCAGUGGCGAGAACUUGAUGCCAAUUGUCGUCAAAGCCAUGUCCGGAAAGCUAGAGGCUCUCAGCGUCUUCGGGACCAACUGGGAUACACCGGAUGGAACAGCCAUCAGAGACUUCAUCCACGUGUCGGAUCUGGCAAUGGGUCACCUAGCGGCUCUCAAGAAGUCCACUGGGCCGGAUGCAGAGACUGGGUACCAUGUCUUCAAUCUUGGGUCGGGAACUGGGAAUAGUGUCAUGGAUAUUGUUAGCUCGAUGCGAGAAGUCUCCGGUAAGGCAAUUCCAAUUGUUGAGAAGGGGAGGAGAGAAGGAGAUGUUGGCGUCUGUAUCGCUGAACCGAGUAAGAGCUGGACUCAGUUGGGGUGGAAGACUGAGAAGAGUCUUAAAACUGCUUGCUAUGAUGUUUGCCGAUACCUCGGAUAUGUUUCUUGA
This is a messenger RNA of Hymenoscyphus albidus, 1224 nucleotides long. Lineage: Eukaryota; Fungi; Ascomycota; Leotiomycetes; Helotiales; Helotiaceae. The record is from the annotation of a GenBank genome assembly.